Molecule: messenger RNA, 729 nt
Organism: Symbiodinium natans
Lineage: Eukaryota; Dinophyceae; Suessiales; Symbiodiniaceae
Source: the annotation of a GenBank genome assembly
AUGAAAAAAAACAACUCGUCUAAGUCUUUUGAGGUCACAGGAGGUCUCGGAGGCCUGGGCCUGAUCGCAUCCUUCCACUGUGCCGCAGAGUUCGACAACCCGAUCAUCACUACGUCGAGAUCAGGUCGUCUCGGCAGUGGAGGGGCCUCCGCCAUGAACAUGUUCGAGGCCCUCAAGGAGAUGGUGCCUGUGUACAACGUGAGGCUAAACGUGGCGAACGCGCAAGACACGGCCGAUGUCUUUGCGUGGGUUAGCCGACCGGGAAUGCCCCCAGAGGACAGCAAGGUACUGAUCGACGAUGUGGUGUACCAGGUCCGUUACAAGAUCCACUCUAUGCCCGACGAUGCCCUGCGAAGGAUCCAGGAGUUCUUGCUGGAAGUGAAAGAGAAGUUGCUCCAGAUUAUGAAAGACAUGCGGCAGCAGGAGACAAAAAUUGAUCAGUCUACAAUGGCUGACUUGUCAGAGAAGGAAGCGGCUGUCAGCCAAGCGAUUGGCAUGAUCCGCGCCAAGGUAGGAGCUGUCCCUCGGUCCGGGCAGUGCCGGCUACUGGGCGGCCUUGCCUCCCACGGCUACGGGGUACCAGACAGUGAUGCAUUGGCGACCGUGCCCUCGGAGGGCUCGCUGCCGAUGCAGGCUUCUGGCAAAGCCUCAGUUCCGGAUUUGAUGGAGGUUGAGCGCCUCUCGUCAAUCCCAAAACCAAUGGGACCGACCACUGCGGCACUCUUCUAG